AAACAGCACUGAUGAUGGCAGCAGCAAGAGGACACUAUGAUGUAUAUAAUCUUCUUGUGUCGGAGGGAGCCGAUCUGUCACUGACUGAUGUAGACAACAAGGACUGCUUGAUGUUGGCAAGUGAAGGAGGUAACAUGUCUAUAGUGAAACACCUCCUUUCCUUGAAAAUAUUUGACAUCAACAGACAAGGGGGUGUUUUUAGACAGUCAGCUGUUAUGGUCGCAGCAGUGGAAGGACACGAUGUUGUAUAUAAUCUUCUUGUGUCGGAGGGAGCCGAUCUGUCACUGACUGAUGUAGACAACAUGGACUGCUUGAUGUUGGCAUGUGAACGAGGCAACAUGUCUAUAGUGAAACACCUCCUUUCCUUGAAAACAUUUGACAUCAACAGGCAAAGGAGUUCUAACAGACAAUCAGCAGUUAUGAUGGCAGCCACAAGCGGACACUAUGAUGUUUAUAAUCUUCUUGUGUCGGAGGGAGCUGAUCUGUCACUGACUGAUGUAUACAACAUGGACUGCUUGAUGUUGGCAAGUGAAGGAGGCAACAUGUCUAUAGUGAAACACCUCCUUUCCUUGAAAACAUUUGACAUCAACAGGCAAAGGAGUUCUAAUAGGCAAUCAGCAGUUAUGAUGGCAGCUGUAAGCGGACACUGUGAUGUAUAUAAUCUUCUUGUGUCGGAGGGAGCUGAUCUGUCACUGACUGAUGACAACAACAUGGACUGCUUGAUGUUAGCAAGUGAACGAGGCAACAUGUCUAUAGUGAAACACCUCCUUUCCUUGAAAACAUUUGACAUCAACAGGCAAAGGAGUUCUGACAGACAAUCAGUAGUUAUGAUGGCAGCUGCAAGAGGACACUAUGAUGUAUAUAAUCUUCUUGUGUCGGAGGGAGCUGAUCUGUCACUGACUGAUAAAUUCAACAAGGCCUGCUUGAUGUUGGCAUGUGAAGGAGGUAACAUGUCUAUAGUGAAUCACCUCCUUUCCUUGAAAACAUUUGACAUCAACAGGCAAGGGGGGUUUAACAGACAAUCAGCAGUUAUGAUGGCAGCUGCAAGCGGAAACUAUGAUGUAUAUAAUCUUCUUGUGUCGGAGGGAGCUGAUCUGUCACUGACUGAUAAAUUCAACAAGGACUGCUUGAUGUUGGCAUGUGAAGGAGGCAACAUCUCUAUAGUGGAACACCUCCUUUCCUUGAAACAAUUAGGCCAGGGUCAAAGGGGAUUAGAGGAAUAUAUCACUUUUGCCGAAGAAUGGUUCAACCAGAAAAUAAUGAAUCUUGUGAGGUCCUCUUCAUCACGAUGAUAGUUGCCCUGGACUGACGACAAUAAAACUCUUGGAUGGUUAAUCACAGUCUGAACGUUGUGAACAUCGUGUCUGAACAAGUGUAUGACUUAUACAUAACUUGCAUUGCACAGAUGUAUGUAACAUGUUAUGAUGACCCCAGAAGAAAAAACAUAUCUGUGCUUCUCCGAGAGGGGAUAAAUCAAUAUUAUGACUUUCAGUUUGAAUAUGGAGAUAUCGUUACAUUCGUACAUGCGUGCUACAUAUUAUACCAAUAAUUCAUUUUUACAAUAGGCUAAGUUUGUGAUCUGCAUGAAAAUGUCAGAGGAGAAUUUCUUCAAUUUUGAUCAGUAGUUAUUCAGUGGUAUAAAAUACUAUCGGUUAUGACACUGUUAAAUUUUGAUAUUUGAUUAUCUAAAUUUUAUUAACACAACAAACCUGAUUAGAAGUAAUCAAUACCAACCCCUUCAAACUGAGACCUCGGAGAAAAUGCUUUUAGCUGCUUGGUUCUUGUCACUUUGUCUGACACUAAUGUCGUAAUGUUUCACAAAUACUUUAUUUGCCACACGUAACUGUUUUCGGAAACAUAUAUAAUAUUGAUCUCUGUUUUCAUGACAUAAUUGUAUUAUUUCAACUUCUUCUUUUUUAAGAAAGGAAAUUGUAUGUUCAUGUUAA
Messenger RNA from Haliotis rubra (blacklip abalone), 1946 nucleotides. Its product is annotated as protein fem-1 homolog CG6966-like. Bases 12 to 1292 code for a protein of 426 amino acids. Gene Ontology annotation, molecular function: protein binding. The record is from RefSeq and is a predicted model, not a curated record. Lineage: Eukaryota; Metazoa; Mollusca; Gastropoda; Lepetellida; Haliotidae. The transcript is spliced from 2 exons.